Molecule: messenger RNA, 1655 nt
Organism: Mytilus trossulus (common blue mussel)
Lineage: Eukaryota; Metazoa; Mollusca; Bivalvia; Mytilida; Mytilidae
Product: neuropeptide S receptor-like
Exons: 3
Coding region: 369-1655 (428 amino acids)
Biological process (GO): G protein-coupled receptor signaling pathway; cellular response to hormone stimulus
Cellular component (GO): plasma membrane
Molecular function (GO): peptide binding; G protein-coupled receptor activity
Source: RefSeq, a predicted model, not a curated record
AGGAGUUUCACAUUUUGAACAUAACAUAAUAGAUCGUCCUACUCUAAAUACUUAAUGUGGAGUUUAGUGUAAUAGCUAGUCAUCUACCUCCGAUGUAUUAACCAACUGUCUCCAAACAACUGAUACGGAAUAAAACUGCAUUGCAUAUCAAAUACGGGACAACACAGAAUAUAGAUUUCAAACGAGAAUAACACGCAACUGUUCCCUGAUUGACAAUGAUUUAUGAUAAAAAGUAAACUUGCGGAAGGCUGCUAAUUUUAUUCAAUGCAAAAGAAAUGUUAGUCCUACUUUUAGGACGCAUUUCGUGUUACAGUAUGUCUCGAGGAUGUAUACGUUAAAUAUUAUUUCGUGACUGUCACUACUAAACCAUGAACUAUAACAGUUCCUACGAUUUCCAGGGAGGGAGUUGGAAUUGUCAUCCUGUAAAUGGAGUUACAGAGUCUUUAUCAGAUUGUAAAAACAGGAUACAUAUGGUGGAUCAUAAAAUAUGGACCCCGGACGUUAUUCAACGAGUAGUGUCUUUAAUUGUUAUAAUGAUAGUCACGAUAAUAGGAAAUACGGCAAUCAUUUUUGUACUUUCUUGCACGAGAUACAGAAAGAAAAACAGUCGAGUGAAUAUGUUUAUUAUUAAUCUUGCCGUUGGAGAUUUAACUGUUUGUUUUGUAACUAUGACAACCGAGAUUCUUUUUGUGGCAUUUGGGGAAUGGGUACUCGGAAAUGCCGCGUGCAAGAUAUUGACCUAUCUACAAAUUGUGACCUUGGCUAGCACAACAUUUAUUUUGACUUCUAUGAGUAUUGACAGAUAUUGUACAUUGUGUCGACCAUUCCAGUUUCACCAACCGUCGUCUGCUUUACGCGCCAAACGAAUGUGUUUAACAUCUUGGUUACUGGCUUUUAUAUUUGCCUCUCCACAAUUGCUCAUAUUUGUUCAGACAAAGGGACAGGUUUUUGACAACGGACACGUACAAUAUGGAUGUAAAAGUCAAGGUUAUACAGCGCCAUGGCAACGAAAGGUUUAUUUUACCUUUUUGACCUCAUAUAUUUUGAUAAUUCCUGUCAUAAUUAUGUCAUAUUGUUAUAUCAGCGUUGUCUUGUGUGUUUGGCGUCAAGGUAAACCGUUUAGAAAUCAGAGUGGAAAAUUUUGUCAGAAUGCUUCUGCAAAGAACACAAUAUCAACGGCUAAAGUAAAAACCAUUAAGAUGACCCUGACAAUUAUCAUAACAUUUAUCGCAUGCUGGACACCGUAUUUUGUAACAACGCUCAUUAAAAUAUACAGUGAUUAUAAAUUCAAAAUACCAUCUUCAGUUAUGGUGUUCGCUGAAACAGCGGCCUUAUUGCAGAGUGCGUUCAAUCCAAUUGUAUACGGGUGUUUCAAUAUUAAAGUAAAACAUUUAAUGACUGACCACUGCUGUCCAGGGAAAAUAUCCAAAGUUAAAACUGGACGUGCAUAUAAUGUAGGUGCAUCCGGAACAAUCGUUGUGACAGGGAAGAUAAAUUAUUAUCUUCGCCAUGAUUCGAAAGAAGGUAGUAGUUCCGGCGGAAGCAGUAGGGGGUAUGUUUUUAAAGAAAACGACGAAAAAUGUUUCAAAUUAAAAGUUCGUUUUAUAUCUAAAGGCUCAAUUAAUCAAGACAGCAGCGAAGCAGGACAGAAUUAA